Molecule: messenger RNA, 2289 nt
Organism: Haliotis rubra (blacklip abalone)
Lineage: Eukaryota; Metazoa; Mollusca; Gastropoda; Lepetellida; Haliotidae
Product: phospholipase A2 group XV-like
Biological process (GO): lipid metabolic process
Source: RefSeq, a predicted model, not a curated record
AGGCUUCAGUUAUGGCGGCUGUUGGAAAGAUGGGCAGCCGAAGUACUCUUCUGCUUGUGAUAAUAUGCCAAUUAACGACGUUAUUAGAUGCUAAAUAUCCGGUUGUACUAGUUCCUGGUGAUGGUGGCAGUCAGUUUUUGGCCAAGCUGAACAAGACAACUGGACCACAUGAAUUCUGUCGACAGAAGACAACCGAGUACUUUAACUUAUGGCUCAACUUGGAGGAGCUGGCCCCUUAUGUUAUAGAUUGCUUUGUAGAUAAUAUGAAGCUUCUCUAUGAUAAUACAACGCGUAAAACCAGAAACCAAGUUGGGGUAGACAUUGUCAUCCCCGGAUUUGGCAACACUUCAUCUGUUGAAUGGUUAGACUCCAGUCAGCUCUCAGCUACAUCUUACUUCGCCCCGAUCGUGGAGGCCCUGGUGAAAUGGGGAUACAAGCGAGGAGAGAGUGUCCGCGGAGCUCCAUAUGACUUCAGGAAGGCGCCAAAUGAAUUUGACCUGUUCUACAAUAAUCUGACAUCUUUGAUUGAGGACACGUUUGUGAGAAACAACAACACUAAGGUGGUCCUGAUAGCCCACAGCAUGGGUAACCCCACUACCCUGUACUUCCUCAACCACAGGCCCCAAGUCUGGAAGGACAAGUAUAUCCAUAGCUUCAUCACCAUCUCAGGGGUGUGGGGAGGAGCUGUCAAACCACUCCGACUCUUCUCUGCUGGUGACAACUUGAAUGUUCCCUUUGUUGAGGGUAUCAAUGUUAGAGAAGAGCAACGGUCCAUGCCAAGUUCCGCCUUCCUUAUGCCAUCAGAGAAUUUCUGGUCAGCAAAUGAGGUACUGGUCUCCCAGCCCAAGAGAAACUACACAGUCAAAGACUACAAGGCAUUUUUCACAGAUCUCGGCAUUCCAAAUGCAUACCUCAUGCAUCAGGACACAGAGAAACUUGUAAAAGACCUCACUCCUCCAGGGGUAGAAAUCCACUGUCUUCAUGGAAUCAAUAUGCCCACGCCAUUGCAAUUUCAAUUUGGAGAAGGAAUGUGGCCUGACACACAGCCUAAAGUGAUUACCGGGAAUGGGGACGGCACCGUGAACAUCCGAAGCUUGCUUGGAUGUCUCUCUUGGCAAGGCAAACAGAAACAGAAGGUUUACCACAAAACAUUUCCCAAGGCAGAGCACACAGAAAUUCUUUCCAAUAAGGAUGUUUUAGCUUACAUUAAAACAGUUGUAAAUAGCUAAUGCAUGAAAAUGUUAACAGAUUUUUUAAAUAGGAAAUGAAAGAUUGUUUGGGUGAUGAAAUUAGGAUUGGUCAGAUUUUAUUUAAAAUAACAAAGUAUCUCGGUCUGAUUUGAUCAGAAUUCCUUGUAACAUGAUUCAUAAUUUAUAAGAUGUAUAUAUGUGUUUGAAUACCUGCAAAUCAAGGGAAGCUUUUGAUGUUAAAUUUUGUUUUUAACUCUCAUAUGACACUUUAAGUUGAAAAUACCUGAUCAGUAAAUAUGGACAGUUUUGUAAAUGACAGGAAUUUUAUGGUUAGUUUGUUGCAAUCCUCAGGGCUAAAUGCAUUACUGUAUACACAGUGACCUAAUCAGAGCCGAAAAUGAUAUUCAUGUAGGAUUCAGUAUUUGUCAGGAACUCUGAUUCUUGCAUUUGAUAGUAGACUAGUCACACUGAACCGUCAGGGAUGAACGGAUCUUAUUGUCUGCCCUAGAUGUGUUUAUCUGAAGCAUGAUCAUCAUACAGAUGUAGCUGAUCUAUUUCCGACUCGUCCUGAUGUGACGAGGGAAAAUGUCAGUACAUAAUCACAGUCAUUCCAUGAGCAACUCAACAAUGCAUAAUGUCUCACUGAUUCCUGGGAUGUCGUGGUGCAUUGUCAUAUUGACAUAUCGAUAAUUUGUUUCAUAUGUUGAUGCAGUACCAGUACAAAUUGAUGAAUGUUAGCUAUAAAUUUAUAAUUCACUGUCACUGAAAAGUUUACGUUAAUGAUAACCAUAGUUAAGAUAGACAGUCGGAAGGCAGACUGUACAGCAGUCGGAAGGCAGACAUUACAGCAGUCGGAAGGCAGACAGUACAGCAGUCGGAAGGCAGACAUUACAGCAGUCGGAAGGCAGACAGUACAGCAGUCGGAAGGCAGACUACAGCAGUCGGAAGGCAGACAGUACAGCAGUCGGAAGGCAGACAGUACAGCAGUCGUAAGGCAGACAGUACAGCAGUCGGAAGGCAGACAGUAGCUGUACAUCAUGGGUUCCUCUAUAUUAUCAAUUUCAGGGCUACAUGGGCAUUUUUUGUUUCACCACAUAAA